ACUUUAAACGAAAGACGCUGGGGCAGAUGUGGGUUCGGCGUCUGCAGGAGCAAAAUUCAUCUGCAGCCAGGGCCCUGGGGAAACUGGGACGAUCUCCGGUUGGGCAGCCGGACCAUGUGACCUGAUUGCCAUGGCACCUGUGGUCACAAUCGGCUAGAGCUCUUUGUGGUCUCGACCCCGCCCACUCCUGCUUCCUGAGACCUGAGGAUGACCUUCCCUCCCUCGGGGGGCCCACACACCCACCAAGGCACUGCAAGCGUCUGAGCAUUCUGUGAGGUGAAGGCCAGUCAAACCAGGACCUACGCUGCCCCCUGAGGCCCCAGGACAACAAUGAACGAGGUGAAAGAGUCCCUCCGCAGCAUCGAGCAGAAGUACAAGCUCUUCCAGCAGCAGCAGUUCACCUUCAUUGCAGCCCUCGAGCACUGCCGGGAGAACGCCCACGACAAAAUCCGGCCCAUCGUCAGCAUUGAGCAGGUACAGAGCUACAUGGAACACUACUGCAAUAACUCUACAGACCGGCGGAUUCUGGUCAUGUUUCUGGACAUCUGCUCAGAGCUUAACAAGCUCUGCCAGCACUUUGAAGCCCUGCACUCUGGCACCUCUGUCACCAACAGCCUUCUCGAAAAAUGCAAAACCCUGGUUAGCCAAAGCAAUGACUUGAGCUGCCUCAGAGCGAAGUACCCGCAUGAUGUGGUGAACCAUCUCAGCUGUGAUGAGGCCAAGAACCACUAUGGAGGCGUAGUCAGCCUCAUCCCUAUAGUCCUGGACUUAAUGAAAGAAUGGAUUGCUCAUUCCGAGAAGCUGCCUCGCAAAGUGCUGCAGCAAGUGAGUGAGGUCCUGGGUAGCCAGAGAGCUGCUAAAGCACCCUCUACCAAAUCUGCUCAGCACAAGGUUUUCCAGCUCUGGUUAGAAAAACACAAGCAUAAGCAGGUUGCCAAAGAAAGUCUCAACUCUAGGGAGAAAAGCAAAGGCUCCCAGAAGCCUCCCUGGAGACCACCUGGUGGGAAACUGUAACUGACUGUCAACGACCUUGGCUUCCACUGGUCAUCUAUUUUCACUGGAGGCCAAUACACAAUUGAGAAUCUAUCUCUUGCUUUUCACUUCUAACAUUUCCGCCUCUUUGACCUCUGUGUUGCAGAGGGAUCCUCACUCACGGAGCUACCCAAACAAUAUGGUGUUGGGAGGGCAUGUCCCAGAGGAAGGGCACUCUGCUGAUGCCCAGCCUUCCUGCCCACACUGUGGCCUCUGGCUCUGCAGUGAGCCAACUGGAGGGGGCCCACUUAGCUCCUUGUCUUGGUAAGGGCAAGCUAGGGAUGAGCUGCAAGGUCUCAUGAACAGGUAUGUGGUGGGGUGGGGGUUGGGGGAUUAGAAGGCUGAACUCAACAAGGGAUGAGUGUUCUCCCUCUUAGCUGGGAGAGGGAGACCAUAGCAGAAGUUACAAGAAUUCUAUUUUGUUGAUCUUGAGCAAGGAACGGCCUGGUCUUGACGGCAGUCUGGUCUCCCCACACUGUAAAAUGUGUAUUUCUGGUGUUUCUGCUCGCCAGAAGUAAGGUCUGACUGUUGGUUUUUCCCUUCACAGGGGACGACUUAGCUUCUGUACUGUCGCUUCCUCGGGGGGAGACAUUCAAGAAUAAAGUGUUCUACCACUUCUCA
This is a messenger RNA of Meriones unguiculatus (Mongolian gerbil), 1653 nucleotides long. It is a transcript of the gene Spaca9, whose product is annotated as sperm acrosome associated 9. The coding region runs from base 331 to 1014 and encodes 227 amino acids. Lineage: Eukaryota; Metazoa; Chordata; Mammalia; Rodentia; Muridae. The transcript is spliced from 4 exons. Gene Ontology annotation, cellular component: ciliary base; sperm flagellum; acrosomal vesicle. The record is from RefSeq and is a predicted model, not a curated record.